Messenger RNA from Trichomonas vaginalis G3, 318 nucleotides. RefSeq lists its product as uncharacterized. NCBI's taxonomy places the organism in Eukaryota, Parabasalia, Trichomonadida, Trichomonadidae. Bases 1 to 318 code for a protein of 105 amino acids. The transcript has a single exon. The record is from RefSeq and is a predicted model, not a curated record.
AUGACUGAAGCCAAACAAGAUUUAAUUGAAUUAUCAACAAAUCCUUUAGAUGAAUGGAUAAAUACACAUUAUGAUGAAUUGUGUGUAGGUAUGACGUGUAAAAAUGCUCUAUUCUGCAAACCAUCAGACAUGAAAGACAAGAAUUUUCAAAUGAGCAUUAAGGAUAAAUGUGAUAGGAAACAUAGAAGAAUAGACGAUAAACAAACAUGGUGUUAUGUUUUGAAAGAAGAAAUGAAAGGAUUAUAUAAACAGGUUGAACCAAACGAUAAUGAGGAUUCAUUUACUGACGAUGAAAUACCUGUAAAUGAAGCUUUAUAA